AUGCCCAAAAAUGCGAAACUAGCCUACGAGGCAAAGGAGCCAGCCUUUUUGCAGAAGCUUCGGGGUCACUACGGCGACAAUUCGGGUCGACUCGAGCGGCCUGCCGCCCGGCCUCGGAAACUCAAGGACAAAAAUGAGGACGACGACGACGCUCCCGUCUACGUCGAUGAGACUAGCAAUGAGGUGAUCUCUAAAACAGAAUAUGAAGCUCUCGUGCGUGGGGUCUCAAACGAAAAGCCCGACGACUCCUGCGGUACCAGCGAGGCCGGCGAACAAGACGAGAGAGACGUACAGUCACAGGCUGAGAAUCAACUGUCGAGGCAACAGAAAAAUCUGCUGGAAAUUGGAGGUCCCAAGAAGCGCAAACAAGCUAAGCUUGUGGGCGACGAUGAACAAAGCGAGUCAGCUGCCCAACAAGCGAAGCUCCAAGCUUUGCCAUCCAAGCCGCAAGGACACAAAAAGGCCAAAAAUAUCAAAAAGAUCAAACUGUCCUUCGCUGAUGCAGAAUGA
This is a messenger RNA of Penicillium diatomitis, 510 nucleotides long. RefSeq names its product DUF4604 domain-containing protein. Lineage: Eukaryota; Fungi; Ascomycota; Eurotiomycetes; Eurotiales; Aspergillaceae. The transcript has 2 exons. The record is from RefSeq and is a predicted model, not a curated record. The coding region runs from base 1 to 510 and encodes 169 amino acids.